AUGAGGUUGACAAACAAAGGUUGGUCGAGUAACAAAGGCAGUCCAGAGAGAAUAAUCAUUAAAGCUGUCCAAACCUUCAAAACGCAAUGGUUUCGGAAAGCAGGUUCUGGUGUGGCACAACGCACUAAUAGGAGAACUUCUUUUACGGGGCGUUUGCCUCCUCCCACCUAUCACCCUUCCGAAUAUGCUUCACGCAGUUGGUCAUACCAAGUUACUGAAAAUUUACUCAAAGAACGAGGAUAUGGGACCGGCGCUGGUUCUUCCGCGAGACCACCCGCUUCCAGCGCCGAGGCUGCUGGCGACCUCAAGUCAACAGAAGUUGCACCACCGCCAGUUAAGGCUCUAACGAUAAAAGCGGAUGAUACGAGAACGAAAAGUAGAUCCAUUCAGAAUUCUUCCACAUUAGACAAAUCUAAAAUAACUUCCACUCGCCCUUCGAUACUUCCCAAUGAUUCAGAUAAAUCGCUUCAGAAAUAUCAAAUACCCGCGUCCAUACUGGAUAAAGGGAAAAGUAUAGAAUUAAGUGUGAUACAGAUGGAUUCCGAUGACAAAAGACAAUCCCAGGCUUCAUCAGGUUCGGGCUCAUUGCCCUCGUGGGCGUAUGAAUAUUAUUCGCACAAUCAACAACAACAAUUCGACAAAGAUCCUGAAGACCCCGAUAUAAUAUUACCGGAGGCUUCAACCUCUGCAGCUGCUGGUGGUUCUGGAUCGCCUAAUGACAAUAAUAACAAUGAAAAGAACAAUAGAGACGGCAGUAGUAAUCUGUCUUCAAGUCAACCAAAAAGUAGUCAAUCGUCAAAACCCAAAAGGAACACUGGAAAGGGCAAAUUACCAUACAGAGAUUCGUCAUGGAGAGAAACCAGAAAGAACUAUCUUGCAAACUUACCUCCACCAAAACCACGUAUCAGACCUCCACCCGAACCAUUCGUAAUAUGUCCGUAUGGGUCGGUAUUAUUCGUGCUGGGCUUCAUAUUGCCACCUCUCUGGUGGUUUGGCUCUUUCUUUCCUAGACACUCGAAAGGCAUGACAGACUACCGAUGGAAAAGAUAUAAUCGACUGAUGUCUGUAUUCUCGCUUUUUCUGAUUGCUGUGAUACUGGGAUUAGCCAUUUGGUAUUUAAAGUAUGGCGGAUGA
Messenger RNA from Acaulospora morrowiae, 1134 nucleotides. NCBI's taxonomy places the organism in Eukaryota, Fungi, Glomeromycota, Glomeromycetes, Diversisporales, Acaulosporaceae. The record is from the annotation of a GenBank genome assembly.